Messenger RNA from Porites lobata, 8129 nucleotides. NCBI's taxonomy places the organism in Eukaryota, Metazoa, Cnidaria, Anthozoa, Scleractinia, Poritidae. The record is from the annotation of a GenBank genome assembly.
AAAAGUUCGAUUAGCGUUCGUAAGAGUUUCUUUCAGUUUCCGCGUUCGUUGACAAGGAACCAGGUGAAAACAGAUCGACAAGGAAGAGAAGUGUUGAAAUAUUUUGGUUUUCGUGCGUCGAGAAAUUUACAAAAUUGGUAUUGCUGUUGCUGAUGUACAAGAAUGAAGGUUGCAUUGGUUUGUUUGAUAAUUCUGUAUAUAGUGAGAGAGGUAAGGGUUGGUAAGAUAUGAACGUCAUGUUGUUUUACAGUCUUCAUCAGAGCUACGAUAUAAUUAUAGGAAGAUAUCAGUCAUGCAGUGAGAAUUAAUUGCUCCGUUCUGGUUCAGAUGUGACAGAUGGCAUCUUUUUACUCCCCGUCAUUAGGAUUUUGUCAGUGAGGGCAUUGAUUUUUCCAAAUAAGCGUAUAAUUAUGUUUCCUGGUGACAAAACAGUACAGGGAUCGAAACAAACUAUGACGUAGCAAUAUAAAGCUUAUUUGGGAGUCUUCAGAGACUUCAGAGCUACGAGUAAGGGAGUAAUUGCAGAAUACCCUGCCACUUCGAAGCUGUAUCCCUGAAGAAAGAGCUGGAUGUGUGGAUACGCAGUUAUCCCUUUUAUGCGCUUUUCUAUCUUCAAUAAUAUCUUUAAGAACGACAAAAUUAAUAGUCAUACUGUAUGCUUUUUAUGCUGUCUUAAGUGUAUAUCAAAGUGGAUACGCGGCUACGUAGUGACUACUAGAAAUAACCAAAGGUUACGGAGGGUAGGCAGCAACGAUCGAGGGGCAAAACGCUUUUGCUCCAGUGCUGUGCUUUGUGUAAGUUUCACCUGACAGUUGGUCAAAACUGCACGCGUGAUCAAAAUACGAGUGAUAGAAGGUCCAAAUGUGCAUGAUCAAAUUGCGUUCUGUGCAUUUCAUUCAGUGUCAGAGUAUCUGCGUAUCCACCUAUUUUUGUGGCAGGGUAUUCUGCAGUUAAGCCACGAAUAAUUUUGCAGAAUGCCAAGUAGCCGGGGAAGGUCAAACGACUUUGAAGUUUAGUGAUUAAGGUUAGGAAACUGAGUGAAUCAGGUUUCAUUUAGGGUCAUUAUGCUGCGAAAAACUUACCUGAAACUUGAUUCACUUAGUUUCCUUACUCUAACUGAGCCUGGUGGAUAAUUGUUUGGUGAGUAUAAUAAUUAUACUGAGUAAUUAUUACUCAGGUGAUUAUCAGAGACAAAAGGGAAACCCACGGUUCAAAUUUUUAUUUUGUUGAUUUACACCAUAAUGUUUUAUGCACUUAACAAAGAAGCUACGUGAUCGAAACAAAAAGACUUUUUUAAGAAACUAUGCUUGUGUGAACUUGAGUUUGUAUAUGUGAACGUGUGUAUUAAUCCUGAGUAGGUAAAUGUUGUUACUGUUUGUUUGUAACUGUGCCUGGUGGUGGACUGAAGGUAGCCGGUCAAGUUGCCGGAAAGUCAUUUCGCCCGAAGUAUUGUCACCCGAAACCUGAGUUAAGUGACCCGAAAUAAUGCUGAGUCAUGUCACCUGAAUUUUAUCAGGUGAAGUGCACAGAGAAACAAAGUUUUUUUUGUUAAAAUUAAUAACGGCAGUGUGUGAAAUAUGUCUUGUUCAAACCAUCAUGAGACAAAACAGGACAAAUGAAUGUGUAACAUACCUCAUUCUUUAAGCGAUGAUGAGACGAAACAAGUGGGAUAUUAUGUGUAAUAUAUAUUACUCUUUAAUCAUUGAUGAACAACGAAACAAGCAUGAUAAAUGAGUAUUAUUAUUCAUUCAAAAUAUUUCCCCAAUUCUGAUUGGCUAAAAGCACAUGCAUAAUUCACCAUAACCAGUUACUGAUGACCAUGCAAAUUUGGAAGAAUUUUGUGUUUAACGAGGAAAUGACGUCAAAAAUGCAGCGUUCUUGCAGGUUUAUGCACAGUUAGCCGAGACGACCUGGGGACGAGGUCGAGUUGUUUUGGUUGUGAAAACAAAAAAAGGCGGACAUUUCACUCAUUUCAAAGAGAGAGAACUAGGCAAAAUUAUAGCUAAAAACAUGGCAAGAGCAGCAAGAACACAACUCGAAGGGUGACAUCUGCUGUUUGGGGAAUAUUUGCGGAGCUGAACAACCCUAAACGUGCACUUAGUCGAAGGUGAACUUUAACAUCGAUGGAGGUAAGCAUGUUUUAGCUUUGUUUUUAAACUAGGAAUUAUUUUGAAUGAGUUCUUGGAGGGUGUUAUCUGCCUCGGCCUACAGCCUCAACGGAUAACACCCUCCUCGAUCUCCAUAUUUCGAUCUUCAUAAGAUACUCAGCCUCAUUCAUUAAUUGUCAAAUAUAUCUCGUUCUUUAAUCUUCGAUGAGACAAAACAAGCAUGAUAAAUGUGUAAUAGGGAUGCUAGGAUGUUGUUGAGCAUGAUAAAAUUUUGAGCCACAUAACUCAGUAUUUUGAGCGACUCGACUAAAAAUUUUGGGUGACAUAACUUUGGGCAAGGUGACUUUCAGGCAACUUGACUUACCAUUUUUAACUAUCUAUUUGGGCAGUUCCUUGCAUGGGCCCUUAUAGUGGUCUCGUUUGUGCUUGCCGCUUUGGGUAUAAUACCUUUUUUUUUCUUCUAUCUCAUUUUUCAUUUCUUUUGUAAAAAGUUUUUACAUAAUUAUGUAUAUAUUUAUAAAGUUAAAAUGAAACGCAAUAAAACUGUUGAAAAAUUUAAAAAAAUAAAUAAUAAUAACAAUAAUCAUAAUAAACCAGACAAAACACUGACCCAGUGCAUGGACUAUCCCCAUGGACUACACUGCCGAAGUAUAGUGAUUAGGGUUAGGAAACUGAGUGAUGAAUCAGGUUAUAGGGUCAUUAUACUGGGAAAACUGACCUAAAACUUGACUCACUCAGUUUUCAAAUCCUAAUCACUAAACUAAUUCAGCGGCAUAGUCCAUUUCAGGGUAGUCCAUAUGGGAAGUCCACGGGGAUAGGCCAUGGACCGGGUGAAAAAGAAGAAACUUUUGCUAACUUUGAGUUAAUUUAUUUUUUUGUUGGCGGUUUACUCACUCUCAUAAGGUAAAGGGCUUCAAAGCAAUCAAAACUUUCAACAGUUUGCACUCAAUCUCGUACAGAGUCAGCACUGCAGAGAUCACUAAAAUCAUCCUGCUAGGAGUGCAUUUAACAACAAAUGAUAUAUUGCAAUCCUCAAACAAUCAGAGUGCGCAAAUCUCUGUAAUCACCUGAGUAUAGUUACUGAAAUACAGUGUGUAUUGAUAACUCCAUACAGAAGCUAGGCUGCUCCUCUCGUUUUCAGCAAAGCCAAAUAUAUAGUUUUUGUUUUUAAUUUUUUCAGUCCUAUGGCUACAAAUAUUGCAGUUACAGUAAAAGAACAGUGACCUACUAUUACAGGUGAAUAUGAUUUUAAAAAUUUAUGCUUACUAACACUUCUUUCUGUUACAGUUAAAACUUAUGGGUUACCGUAGGUCAGGUUGAAAUUAAAUGGUAAGGCGCACAUGAGCCAAAGGCCCCCAAAUGGUCGGAGCUUUGCCUAGGAGUGUUGGUACUCCUCCCUGGAUGGGAUAUUAGGGAGUUUAAGAUACUCCGACUACGGACUACGGCUAUGGAUAAACAUGCUACUGCGCAUGAUCAAAACCACGUGACUGUUCAUUUUUCCCGCGUAGUCCUGCGGCUACGUUGAGUUGUUGAGCUGUUUCGUGUAGUCGGGACUACGGAGAACAUUUUGCUCGUAUUUUGCCGUCUCGGUAAUUCAAGAAUCUCGUCUUUUCAUAAAAAAGGUUCAAUUUGCCUGCUUUAAGUGAGAGGGAAGCGAAAUAUGUAAGUUGUGUCUAAUUUCUGCUCCGAUUUACGCUUUUAAUCCACCGUUGUGACUACAUUUUUAUCUAGCUAAGCUCAUAUUUAAAGAAGCUUAGCUGUUUAUACGCAGAAUUCCGAUUGAUGGCUGAGGAGAAGAGAAAUCAUGCAGAUAAUUUACUUUCUCUUCACACUUGAAAAGUUUCAGUGUUUUUUCGAACUGAUUAGUGUGUCUUUCUACUUGUGUGACCUUUGUUUAUGCGAGUUUUUGUAUCGCAUUUGCUGAAUGAAAAUGAUGUCAACAUCUUCGAGACAAUCAAAACUGGGCAUUUCAAUACUUCAAACUACAUCAGAUCAGUAGUCGGAGAAGUCCAUCUUCUACAUCUUAUAAAUGAGCUAUUACUAUUUCUGUCUAUUUCUUUAAUAAUGUUACAUAAGUAUUCAUGGGCGAAAAAAAUAAAACCUGUGCAACCAAAACUUUGUUUACCAAUUUCACCCGAGCUACGGUGAUGGAACAAGGAGUAAAGUUGUAGGCGAAUCAACUUGUACGUGAAUCGACUUGUACGUAAUUGCUUCCUUCAAGUAUGGAAGAAUUUGUUCAUUGUUCUAAAGAUAAGAUCACAUGCAAAACUGACUUGCAUUUUUGUGAACUGUGGUGAAAACAAGAAAAUUUUUGCGUGUUGUUUCCCUCUCUGCCUCUUCUCUCGUAGUCUGCCUUCUGUAGUGGAAUCUUAACGUUUCAUAUUUGCACGACUCAACCCAGUGCUACAAACAAACGACAACGUAGUUCGCCGUAGUUCGUAGUCCGUAGUCUCCGUAUCUUAAACUCCCUAUUAGUCCAUCGCAAGGUUACCUCCCAGCAGUAUGCUGCUUGUUUACCCACCAGCUACUUUGGUUAGCCUGCCUACUGAAAAAUGGUGGCAUGAAGUAGGGGCCUAGUGUGUAUUGAAAAGUGUUUUUUUUUCUUUUUGCUAGCUGUUCAAGUAAUCAGUAUUGUUGUGGAGUUAGCAGCUGUUGUACCUAUGUGUAUGCACGCUGGUACCUCUGGUAAGUGACUUUAUUUACAUCAGAGAUGUUGCUUUGUUGUAAUUUAAUGUUCUUGUUUAAAGGUACUAAGGCAAGUUUAAAGCUUUGGUACUUAUCACAGUAAAGGAUUAUUUCUGCAAAGAAGGUGCUUCUGGCAGCCACUAUCAGUCCAACAAUUCUGCCGCUACCUGUUCGUAAUUUUUUUAAAAGUCUUUUAACACUUCUAUGAAAGAGGCUAUAAUACAUGAGUUCUCGUCAGGUGAUGAAAAUAGUUCAAAACUGCCUCAGAAACCUUACUCAUUGGAAACAUUGCACAGAAAAGCACAGAAAAAAGUUAAGAUUUUAUUUUAUGCAGUGGGAGAUUUGGUAAUCUAAGUGGGAGACCAAGAGAUUUUCUUAUUUCUGGCAUAUAUGCACGCAGUGAAGUAGUUUAUGACAAUGUUAGUCAAAGUUGAAUUUAAUUGGUAUCGCAUCUUACAAAAUAACAUAAAAUAGAUCACCAAAUUGGUGACUAAAUUUUUACUGUAGUGAUAGUUGUGAUAAUAUUUUUCUUCUAUAAAUUAUAUUACUCUCACCAUGGAGCAAUGUGCUCGAUGAUCCUGUUCGGCUUGGUUUGUCAAAGGAUGUUUUAACCUGGGAUUAAUUUUUUGAAGUUGGGUUCAUGUUCUUACAGACUGUUUUGUACUGCUCAGUCACUUUGGGUUAACAUAGCUGGACCUCUAAGCUGGAGACAAACAAUACUUGAUGAACUUCACUAAUUUACUCGCUUCUAGAUGAGAAAACUCCAUUUCAUACUGGAUUAACGUUAACUACCUUUCGAGAGCAACCAGGCCCAGAAAGUUAAUAAUUAAUUUCUGAACUCUUGCAGGUUUGUCAUCUCGGCAAUUUUUUUGUUUGUGUUUAUUCUCUGGUGGUACUAUCGCUAUCGUUAUCGUCCACGUCACAUCAUCGUUCGUCAAACCACAGGGGUAAUUACAUCAGGUGCCCCUGGGGUUAUUGCUGGCGGGGGUGUGAAUGUUGUGAGGGUAAACGCCCCUUACCCCACCUAUCCGCAUCCUGGUACAGUUACUGUUAUGCCUGGCAGCGGAAGUGUGCAUAACGCAGCAUAUCCUCCUCCUGCGUAUGGCCCUGUGCAGACUUAUCACCCUCCACCGCCAGCUUAUUCCAGUGUUGUGAAAACCAGUGCAACUGUCACUUCAACCACAAAUUGAUUAACACAUGCAAGAAAACCAGGGUUGUGAUAAGUCAGAAUAUAUGGAGCAGUUUGCAAUAAUUUUUUUAACUAUUUGAACAUGAAGUAGAAGUAAUUGAAAACAGGAAGUUAAGUUAAUCACUCAUGGUAAUCACACCAAGCACUUAAAUAUUAAGCUAAAACUAUGCAGUUUAAUUACUUCAAGCCUAAACUCAAUUCUGUAGUAAAGCCCUCUAAGAGAGUGCAUUUUGACAUAAUUUCUUGUGUUUAGGAGAAAAUGCUGAGUGAAUUCACAUACAAAGCCUAUACAAAAACUCUUUUCAACAAAUUCCUCUGUGUCCCUUACCUUCCAAACAAAGGGCGAGGUAAUUUUUGGGAAUUUUUUCAAGUCAGAUCAUAGUUGAAGUCGUAACUACCGCCCAGCGGUGAACGGAAAGCCUUAAAAAAUAUCAGGAUUGUACGGGAUUCUAACCCUAAUGACCUCCGCAUGCUGGUUAAUUACUCUCACCAUGAAUUGAGCUAACAUUGCCAACAGAGAGCUGGCCAGUUUAGUCAGUUAAUUGCCUGGGGGGGGGCUCAUUGUAAAAGGAUCCCGAGGAGGGUGAAGGUGAAAUUAUGAAUAUGUGACAUUCAAGCAGUCAGUAAUGUAAAGAACAGCAUCGCAUUUAUAGACAAAAGUUAUGUAGUUGUGAAAUUUGAAAGCCUGAAAGAAAUACAGGCUUGUACGGGAUUCACCGUUCAGGGGCACCCAACGACGGUUUCCUCCGACAUGGAUUGAAAAGUCUUCUUAGGCUAUCCAGAGUUUGACAGAAUACUUCUAGAUAUCUAGAAAUGUAUCUAAGCGGCGCUUUAAAAUUUGUAUCUGUUCAAUCAUCCUAGGGGAACUUGUGACUUUUUGAAGUUACAAGGCUUCAGUGUUAUUUUUCCAAAAAUUUUAGAUACAAUCGCAUGUUUUACGAAACUGAGAGUUUUUCUUAUUCUUCUCUCCAUCACAUUUUUAAAUUCGAAAAUUUUAGUUUUCCUUUUUCUAUGAAAAUAAGCCUUAUAAAAAGGAGUAAAAUCCUGGUAAAAUGUGAAAAAAUAAACUUCAGUAAAUCGUAGAGAAUUUUUUAGAUAAGCUUCAAGAAUUGUACCUGAAUGGAACGCUCACCUAGAAAUUAUUAGCCGUUUUUAAACAAUAGAAAAUUGUAGGCAAUACUUGCUUCUACUGCAAACAGAUAUGUUACAGAAAACAGUCGGUGGGUGCCCCUGAACGUUUACUCCGAUGCCAGUGCCUUGAGCUAACAAAACAACCGUGGGUUUGCAGAUUUAGAGUCACGUGACUACCCUAAAAUGUGAGUUUCAAGUUGAUAAUUUCUCAAAUAAAGAAAUGAGCAGAUAAAAGCAGUUCAAAAUAAUUGUUACGGAUCUUUUGUGUAGAUUUAUAGAAUGAAUAGCAAACCAAGAGUUAAGGGAAAAAUUGGUCACGUAAUUCUAAAAUGAUGUUUGCCGUAAACGCGAUGCUCCCUUUUUUAUUUACACUUCUCUCUAUAAAGUUCUUAUCUCUUAAGGAAAGGGCAAACAUGAUGAAGGUGGAGCGAUUAAAUUUAAUAACAUAACUUAAAAAACACAGAGAGUUCUCAACUGCUGCUGCUGCAUAUAGUUUUAUUUGUUGUCCCUAUCACAUUUUAAUUGUAGAGUUUUGAGCAUUAGAAUGGGACCAAUAGCUACAGCCAUGAGCAUCUGAAAGUAAUUUGUCUUUCUUCUUAGGUUUACGUUGUUUUGAUUAUAAAAAAGCUGCAGUAAAUUAUAACUUAAAAUCCGAAUGUAAGAAUUUAAAGAAAAAGAGGUUAAAAAACGGCAAGGUUGUUUUUAGAUUAUAUUUUAUAGCAAAUAAAAAAUGGGCUAAGAUUUUAGCACCAAUGUGUUCAAGGUUAAACGAAGCAUAGCGAAGGCAUAGUUUAUCGCAAUUAUUUUAUGGUUAAAUGGUUAACAAAGUUGUCUUUUAUGCGUUAUUAUAAAAUAUUGUUAGUUUAGAAUAUCUUAUGGUCUCCAUAUGUAUACAAGCUCAAACAAUGCUGUUUAUCGUUGAGUAAUCUAAUAACGUAUUCUUUUAGUGAUGACCACUUUGUUCAAGAGCGUACAAAGUUUGUAAGUUUGUAAAAAUAAAUUAAUUUUGCCAUGCA